AUGUUCGCCCCAGAGCUGGCCGGCCAGAAGUCAGGCCUGCGCGGCCUGGGCCAGAAGCUGUCCUCCCCCCUCAAGGGCUUCUCGGUGCAGAAGAAGGCCGACGGUCUGAAGAGGCGGGCCCAGAAGAGGCUGGCCAGCAAGCCGAAGGGUCAGGACGAGUAUUUCGCGGAGCCCGACGCGAUCUUCGUGCCGCAGAAGGAGGACCCCUUUUCCACGACGGACCAGAAGAAGAUGGUCGUUGUCACCAAAGACGAGUUUUCCUCCUCUGGGAGCUCGUCAGGGGACUCCGACUCGUCCGACUCGGACGGUGGCGGCGGCAACGCCCAGGGCGACAAGGCCAUGAAGGUCGUGGCCUCCUGCACCCUGAGGCUCCCGGCUGUCGGCGAGAGAGUGCGGCACGUGGAGUGGAUGGAGCGGGAGGACGGCGAGUGGAGCCUCAACCGGGAAGAGGUCGCGGUGGUCGCGGAGGUCGACGCGCAGGGGGACUUCAGGCUCAGGAACGAGCACGGGCAGGUGAGCCCCCACUUCUUGCUCCGGAAGUACUACUGCUUCACCGAGGUGGAGGAGCUGCUGCCCUGCCAGUCGAGAAAGCCGGAGGUCGGGUGGUGCGUGCGGAGCGACGGCCCGAAGGAGGUCACGUGCGACGAGUGGACCCUCGCGGCCGGGGAGACCGCCGAGGUGGCACAGGUCGGCCCCUACCUCGACUUCAAGCUCCGCAACCCCUCGGGCGCGACGACCCCGAAGUUCCUGCCGAUGGCGGGCUUCUCGUACGUUCAGGUCGUCCGCAGCUGCAUGGUGCGGUGGCCCGCCAUCGGGAACAAGGUCCGGAAGGACGGCGGCAGGCCGGUCACGUCGGGCGAGUGGACGCUGGCUGCCGGGGAGGUGGCCGUCGUGGCGCAGGUGGACUCGAAGGGCGCCUUCCGUCUGCGGGGCGCAUCGACUUCGGGCGGCUCGUCGAGCUCCGUCAGCCCCGUGUUCUUCCCGCGCAGAAGGUACUGCUACGUCGACGACGGCGUGCGCCCCGCCGAGGCGGCGGGCGCCCCGAGGGAGGCCGGCCUGGACUUCCAGCCCCGCCGGCCGGACGGGGCCGCGGACCCGGGGAGGGAGCCCGCGGACAAGGGCAGGAGCAAGACCAAGAUACGGAAGGCGGACAAGAAGGCCGCGGAGCCUGCCGGAGGCGCGGCGGCCCAGCAGUCCCCGCAAUUUGAUGGCCCCUCUGCCAGGCUGGCCAGGUCGGAGUUCCAGUUGCGCUCAUCUCGGGCUUCCCAGGGGUGCACAUGGAGUAUCGCGGUGGUGCUGGCUGCGGGAUCCUCGAAGGGAGUGGGUGCAGGAGGAGGCGCAGCCCCACGGUACUGGCGGGCUCCCUUUGUCGAUGGGCUCGUGCUGGGCGCCGAGUUGUGA
Prorocentrum cordatum is the source of this 1401-nucleotide messenger RNA. Lineage: Eukaryota; Dinophyceae; Prorocentrales; Prorocentraceae. The record is from the annotation of a GenBank genome assembly.